AUGGAAUAUAAGAACGAGUACAUCAAACAAAAGCAGUAUUAUAAAGCUAUGGUAUGUCAUAAAACGGCCGAAUAUUUAAUGGGAAGUACUGAUACACAAUGGUAUAUCAAUGGUAUUGAAGAUUUAGGUCCAACUGCAUAUGAGUUGAUGAAUGAUGGGGAAAAGCCGUAUGAUUGGAAACAAUUGGGUGAUCGAUACUUUACGACUGAAAAGUAUAUAAUUGCAUUAACCUGUUAUCUAUUUUGUGAAGACAGGAAUCUGGAUAAAAUUAUUUUAGAACAAGCUCAAUCAUCCAAAUUAUCAUUGUCAACAGCAUUGCUUUACUAUACAACAGUCUAUAAACGAUUACGAGGCAAUAACCCUAGGGUCUUAUCCAAAAACAACGGUGUACAAUGCAAUAAUACCUUUUAUAACAUCUGCAUGGUCUUAUCAAAACGAAAUAAUCCACACAUCCGUCCAUUUAUUACAUCAGCCAUUAAAAUAUAUGACGUUCAUAAUCUAUUCAAAAACACAGAUUUAUUUAAAUAUCAUCUUUUAAUCGUAAAUGAACUUUGGAAAACAAAUAACGACAGCGGUCAAAACGAUCGAUUAGUCAAUGGUGGUGUACACAUUCUGUUACCAUUUGAUAAUUUGUCCACAGAAUCUAUACGUAAUUUAACGGCACUGAAUCAACCUCUGCUCAUUAAAUCAAACAUCGAAGUAUACAAUGAAUUGAAAUCUAGCACCUACAAAUCCUGUCCUGAAACUAUGCAAGUACUGUUAAAUUCAAACAACUACUUUCUCCAACAAUUAAAACAGUUAUUUUAUCAAUGUCUUGGCCGUCUACAACUGUUAGAAGUGCAACAGUUAGAAUAUCGUUCAAAAAUGUAUUUGAUCCAGGUGAUGAUCUUUAAACUUGAAAAUAACUCUGUUCAGUCGUUGCAGAGUGCACAUGAUGCACUUCUCUCUCAUCCAUAUGAAAGUGUCAUGGACACUGAUAUUACGCCACCAAUCAACAUAUUAAAUUUAACAUUUUUAAGACGAAUCGAACGUUUACUGAUGUUAAAGAAAUAUGAACGUGCCAUAAUGAAACGAACAGCCAACACUAAUCCGUUAGAAGCGGCCUACUCUUACAUUGAUUUAAUUAUGGCUGUCACUGGCAGUAGAACAUUGUAUGCUCACAGACCCUUAAGGAAAAUAUCAUUAGAUAUACCUGAGUCUGAAUCUAAAUAUGCAUAUGAAUCUACUGCAUUGAGCGAUAUUAUCCCUUCCGGUUUGCAUUUAAAUAAUUCAUUUAUUUGA
Molecule: messenger RNA, 1281 nt
Organism: Didymodactylos carnosus
Lineage: Eukaryota; Metazoa; Rotifera; Eurotatoria; Philodinida; Philodinidae
Source: the annotation of a GenBank genome assembly